Molecule: messenger RNA, 1263 nt
Organism: Mytilus trossulus (common blue mussel)
Lineage: Eukaryota; Metazoa; Mollusca; Bivalvia; Mytilida; Mytilidae
Exons: 9
Coding region: 39-803 (254 amino acids)
Source: RefSeq, a predicted model, not a curated record
UGGACGUUUUACACUUUGUUAAUAAAUACAUAGAUAAAAUGGAAUUAGUGAAAAAACAUGCAAUUUUAAUCAUAAUUGGAUAUUUGUUUAUUGAGGCUGGUCUUUUAUGUGGUCUGUUUACAAACAAAUGGAUAAAGACUAAAGAAUAUCAUUUUGGCUUAAGAAGAUAUUGUAACAAUACUAUAGAUGGCACCAUCUGUCACAACGUUGUGGAUAUACUCCCAAAUCUUGAAUAUAUGUUUGAUGUAGUGUACUAUCUUUUAAUUGCAUCAUGUAGUUGGAUCAGUUUAGUUUUUAUCGUAAUGUUUUCUACCUUACGUUGUAAUGGAUGCAAAGGGAAAAAGACCCGUAGAUGUACCAGCUUGGUUAUGUUUUCUUGGUGCCUGAUACAAGGUGCAGUUCUAACUAUUUUCGUGACAGCAAUUAUAGAUAGAAUGUCUGCAAGUUUAAGUGAUGCUGGAUGGUCAUUAUAUUUGGAAGGUGCCACUCUUAUUUUAUCAUAUGUUCUACUAACUAUACAAGUCUGCUGUAAAGAUAAAUCUGGUCGAGACAGCGCAACUGUUGAUAUAGUAGACGAAACUAUGUCAUACUCUAUUGAAAAUAUAUUAAGAGAGGAGAACGUAAUUGAAGGAGGUCAUGCACCUUUGAAUCACAUUAUGAAUGAUCCAAAUGCGAUAUAUAUCGACGAAGGCAAAGCUCUGUCAUACUCUAUUGAAAAUAAGUUAGGAGAGGGGAGCGUAAUUGAAGGAGGCCAUGCACCUAUGAAUCACAUUAUGAAUGAUCCAAAUGCGAUAUAUCAGUAAAUUUCAGUCGAAACAUGAUAACACAGCUGCGCGUAGCCACCAAAUACGGGUGCAAGUGAACGUGGUCAAGCCUUUUGUGAAUUGUAUUAUGAGGAGAUCCGUUGAAUAUGUUCCAACUGUCGGGAUCCGUAUAAAGAACCGUCCUUCCUUCUUCUGAGCUGACUAUUUUGUAGUUAUUUUUAUAUUCAGUUAAUUAAAGUUAAAAGAUUAUAUGAUUCAGUUUUCAAAAUAAAAGUGCAAUGUGCACUUAGUGUUAUAGCUUUCUUAUAGUAUUUGUUGAACAUCUUCAAACAGACUGUGUAUCUUUAAAAUCAUUAGUACCUUUUAGUUCAUGUUAUAAAGUUGUGUGCAAUUGAUAUGCAGAUAAAAUCAAUUUCUAGUCUAGGAAUAUUAACUUAGAAAAUGUGUUUUUUACCAUUUACCAAAUCGCCUUACAAAAUAAAUUAAUAUAUCAUUAGAG